CGCACCUUGUGCUUUACUUAGUAGCAAAUAUGGCGGCCCAGGUAGCAGACGGAGUCGCCGACUUGAAGUUGGACGACACGAAGAGCAAACCUACCAACGGCACCACACAAAACGGCGAUGCAGAGCACGAAGACUCAGACGACGAUAACGAGGGCGAGGAAGGCGCAGCAGAAGGCGGUGAGGGUGCAGCAAAGAAAAAGAAGAAGAGAAAGCCCAGAAAGAAGAAGAAGGCCGGCGCAGCUGGCGCAUCAGGGCCAAAGACACAGACAAAACCACCGCGCGUGCCCGUCCACGAGAUCUUCUUGAACGACUCCUAUCCCGAAGGCGAGAUCCACGAAUACCUCAACGAGAACUCGUACCGAACCACGAGCGAAGAGAAGCGCCAUCUCGACCGCAUGAACAAUGACUUCCUCACCGACUACCGCCGCGGCGCAGAGAUCCACCGCACAGUACGACAAUGGGCGCGGGACUGGAUCAAGCCCGGCAUGUCACUCACCGAGAUUGCCGAGGGCAUCGAAGACUCUGUACGCGCGUUGACGGGCCACCAGGGUCUGGAAGACGGCGACGCUCAAAUAGCAGGCAUGGGUUUCCCCACCGGUCUCAGCAUCAACCACUGUGCAGCACACUACACGCCAAACGCUGGCAACAAAAUGGUCGUCAACUACGAGGACGUUAUGAAGGUCGAUUUCGGCGUCCACAUCAACGGCCGUAUCGUCGACUCCGCAUUCACCCUCACCUUCGACCCCGUUUACGACAACCUCGUCGAGGCCUGCAAGGCCGCUACAAACGCCGGUAUCAAGGAGGCUGGUAUUGAUGUCCGGAUGUCGGACAUUGGCGCGGCGAUUCAGGAGGUCAUGGAGAGCUACGAGGUCGAAAUCAAGGGCGAGACCUUCCCCGUCAAGUGCAUUCGCAACUUGAACGGCCACAGCAUCGGACACUAUACUAUCCACGGCGGCAAGACGGUGCCGAUCGUCAAGGGCGGCGACCAGACGAAGAUGGAGGAGGGCGAGACGUUCGCCAUCGAGACUUUUGGAAGUACUGGAAAGGGAUACGUGAGAGACGAUAUGGAAACGUCUCACUACGCAAAACGCAGCGACGCACCCAAAGUCGCUCUCCGUGUAUCCUCCGCGAAGACCCUGCUCAACAGCAUCACAAAGAACUUCGGCACACUACCCUUCUGCCGGCGGUACCUCGACCGUCUCGGCCAUGACAAAUACCUGCUCGGCUUGAACAACCUGGUCUCAGCGGGUAUUGUGGAAGCCUACCCGCCGCUGUGCGAUAUCAAGGGCAGUUACACUGCGCAGAGCGAACAUGUGAGUUUCUUCCCCUCUGUGUAAGGGAGGAUUGGGGCUAAUAAGUGACAGACGUUUAUCCUGAGACCGACGUGCAAGGAGAUUGUAAGUAAAGGUGAUGACUACUAGGGUGUGAAAAAUGUGGAAGAGGAAGGGAUAAUGUUUUACAUUGUGAUAAGGACUAGGGCGGGGAUAAAGCAUAUAUCUUGGAGUCG
This is a messenger RNA of Parastagonospora nodorum SN15, 1507 nucleotides long. RefSeq lists its product as hypothetical. The coding region runs from base 30 to 1337 and encodes 435 amino acids. The record is from RefSeq and is a predicted model, not a curated record. Gene Ontology annotation, biological process: proteolysis. Lineage: Eukaryota; Fungi; Ascomycota; Dothideomycetes; Pleosporales; Phaeosphaeriaceae. Gene Ontology annotation, molecular function: metalloaminopeptidase activity. The transcript is spliced from 3 exons.